Messenger RNA from Rhinolophus ferrumequinum (greater horseshoe bat), 3104 nucleotides. RefSeq names its product glycine receptor subunit alpha-4. Gene Ontology annotation, molecular function: glycine binding; chloride channel activity; transmitter-gated monoatomic ion channel activity. The coding region runs from base 311 to 1684 and encodes 457 amino acids. Gene Ontology annotation, biological process: chloride transmembrane transport; chemical synaptic transmission; signal transduction. NCBI's taxonomy places the organism in Eukaryota, Metazoa, Chordata, Mammalia, Chiroptera, Rhinolophidae. Gene Ontology annotation, cellular component: plasma membrane; synapse; neuron projection. The transcript is spliced from 9 exons. The record is from RefSeq and is a predicted model, not a curated record.
CCAAAGAGAAUCUCUUCCAGCUCCCGCUGGCAGGCUGAGGCCCUCCGGAGCCCAGAGAGCCAGAGCAGGAGCCGGUAGGGUUAUCUGUGUGAGGAUCAUUUCCAGGGGAAGAGUUCUGGCCCCUGACAGGUAACGGCUGGGCAGAGGAGAAGAGAGCAGAGAAGAGAGCGCUGCACAACUCCUAGGCUGGCCCCGGCUCCUUGGGAGCUGACCAAGUUGGAGGAAGGCUCUGUACUUUCAGCGCUCCCCACAGGAUAUCCCCUCUCACCUUGGCAGCCAGGCUGAGAAAGGGCUCCAGGGUCCCCGCGGAAUGACAACUUGUGUUCCUGCAACCCUCUCUAUCCUUCUCCUCUGGACCCUGCCAGGGCAGGUCCUCCUCAGGGUGGCCUUGGCAAAAGAGGAAGUCAAAUCUGGGACCAAGGGGUCCCAGCUCAUGUCUCCCUCUGAUUUCUUGGACAAGCUUAUGGGGCGGACAUCUGGAUAUGAUGCCAGGAUUCGGCCCAAUUUUAAAGGCCCGCCCGUGAACGUGACCUGCAACAUCUUCAUCAACAGUUUCGGCUCUGUCACUGAGACUACCAUGGACUACCGGGUGAAUGUCUUCUUGCGGCAGCAGUGGAAUGACCCGCGCCUGGCCUACCGAGAAUACCCUGAUGACUCAUUGGACCUCGAUCCUUCCAUGCUGGACUCUAUCUGGAAACCAGACCUGUUCUUUGCCAAUGAGAAAGGGGCCAACUUCCAUGAGGUGACCACGGACAACAAGUUACUGCGCAUCUUCAAGAAUGGGAAUGUGCUGUACAGCAUCAGGCUGACCCUCAUUUUGUCCUGCCCGAUGGACCUCAAGAACUUCCCCAUGGACAUCCAGACCUGCACGAUGCAGCUGGAGAGCUUUGGCUACACCAUGAAUGACCUCAUGUUUGAGUGGCUGGAAGAUGCUCCUGCUGUCCAGGUGGCCGAGGGGUUGACUCUGCCCCAGUUUAUCUUGCGAGAUGAGAAGGAUCUAGGCUAUUGUACCAAGCACUACAACACAGGGAAAUUCACCUGCAUUGAGGUCAAGUUUCACCUGGAACGGCAGAUGGGCUACUAUCUGAUUCAGAUGUACAUCCCCAGCCUACUCAUCGUCAUCUUGUCCUGGGUCUCCUUCUGGAUCAACAUGGAUGCUGCCCCUGCCCGUGUGGGCCUAGGCAUCACCACCGUACUCACCAUGACCACUCAGAGCUCUGGCUCCCGGGCCUCUUUGCCUAAGGUGUCUUACGUGAAGGCAAUUGACAUCUGGAUGGCUGUGUGCCUGCUCUUCGUGUUCGCCGCCCUGCUCGAAUAUGCCGCUGUCAAUUUUGUCUCACGUCAGCAUAAGGAAUUCAUAAGACUUCGAAGACGGCAGAGGCGCCAACACAUGGAAGAAGAUAUCAUCCGAGAAAGUCACUUCUAUUUCCGUGGCUAUGGCCUGGGACACUGCCUACAGGGAAGGGAUGGAGGUCCAAUGGAAAGUUCUGGCAUUUAUAGCCCCCACCCUCCAGCCCCUCUUCUAAGGGAGGGAGAAACCAUGCGGAAACUCUACGUGGACCGAGCCAAGAGGAUUGACACCAUCUCCCGGGCUGUCUUCCCUUUCACUUUCCUCAUCUUCAACAUCUUCUACUGGGUAGUCUAUAAAGUACUACGAUCAGAAGAUCUCCACCAGGCACUGUGAAUAGGGUGGGGGCUGGAGAGUGCAGCUGUUGGCUUCCUGCUUCCUCCUGGAUGGACUUUCCCCUUCUGGUAGAUUCCAUCAAGAGCUUGGACAGUUCCUUCCUGAUCUCCCACUCAGAACUUCAUCAGCGAAUCCCAAAACUAUGUGGGUCUACAGUGCAUAAUGCCAAUGGUGGCUGUUCUUACAAAGAUGGUUUGACUACCCGAAUCCAGAUUUUCUCCAUGCUAUCCCAUUUCUCAUGAGAGUAAAGUUUGGCCAUGUUCCUGAGGCCAGGAUGACCUUCUUCCCUAGCUGGAGCCUCUCUGUUUUCAAUUUCUCCAGUGGAGAAUAUUCAGACCACUGCUACUAGAUUCUGGCAUUUGUCAUCUUAAUCUGCACCACUCUUUGCCCUGCUACCUACCACCCUGAGCCUGGCCUUUACUGUGCCCUCUGUCCCUCCUACCACAGGCCCAAAUAGGGAGUCUUUCCCAUCCACAGGCAUUGCCCUGUGUGACCCAGUCAGGUUUCCUUGACUGUGGGAGGAAGGCAAGGUGACAUAUUCCCCACCUCUCAGCAAGGUUGGAACAGUCAUGGGCUGCACUGGGGUAGGGCGUUGUUAUAUGACCAAACAGAGAGGUCUUCAAGUCUCCUAAGAUGCUCAACACUGUCAGAAUGGGGUCAGGAAUUUUGGACUCUCAGACCACCCUUCCAGAUCCACCUGAACUUCCUUGUCUCGGAAAUAUUUGUUUUAUUCCCUAACUACCAUGGUAACGGGGCAUGUUUGGCUGCUGGGGAGUGUAAAAAAAAAAAAUGCUUACUCUUUAAGAAACUUACUCAACGAUGCUAGAAAACUUUCAAGAAAAGUGAAAUCCAAGGUAGUAGAACCAGGAAGAGUAGAGUACAGAAACUAUCUUCACAGAGUCUUUUGUUGGCUGGGGUUUCAUUUGUUUCUUAUUUUUCUCCAAAGUUUUUUUCCCAGGACCCCUUAUUUCCAACUUGCUCCUUCACCUUUUAGUGAGCAAAUAAUAGUGCCAUCCAACUUUGUCCAGGAUAAAGUGGGCUUCAAGGUUCCUGGGAGGAACUAAGCAUAUAGAGGACCCCUAUCCUGGACAAACAUUGACUCGGCCAGGGUAGUAGUUGUAGAAGUUACAGAGCCAUAAGUUGGAAUUAUUUCUUAACCCUUCUCUAGCUUCCCUUCUCCUUCCACAGUGAGGAGGGGUAGCAGUCAGUUGAAGCUACCAGAAAUGUCAGAAUAGAAAAGGUGUGGAAGAGUCCAUUUCAGGCCUGACAUACCACUGGGAUAUGGGGAAGCAUGGGCCUAGUACACUGAGUCCUUUGAAAUGAAACCCAACUGUGAGGAACUGAAAAGGGGAAGAUUAAAGUGCAGAGCUAACAGCUGGAAGACAGAGGUGAUCAAAUGAUCUCUUGAACAUCUUGACCU